This is a messenger RNA of Solea solea (common sole), 3367 nucleotides long. RefSeq names its product tripartite motif-containing protein 16-like. Lineage: Eukaryota; Metazoa; Chordata; Actinopteri; Pleuronectiformes; Soleidae. Bases 1259 to 2929 code for a protein of 556 amino acids. Gene Ontology annotation, molecular function: zinc ion binding; protein binding. The record is from RefSeq and is a predicted model, not a curated record. The transcript has a single exon.
CGCCUAUAAAACUGUUCACAGGACACCUCGAGACAUGGACAAAGGCAUGUAUAGAUCUUUAUAUUCUAUAUUUUUAAUUCAUGGAGUUUCACAUUUGUUAAACCUUCCUAAAGGCCAUAAAAAGCCCGGAUAGAUCUUAUUUCCCAGAGUGACGUCACAGGUGUGUAAACGCACAGCAAAGCGCGGUCAUGUGGCGUCUCGGGAACGGCUACUGUCGGGGAAGCGUACGUGUGAAACCUUUAUGAGAAAUGUGAAUACAUGAAGGCAAUGGUGGGUUUUCUUUUACUUUUUUAAAAAAAUAUUAGGACAAAGGCGGUUUUAGUUGUUUAUUCGUCGCUCAUGAGGAUUUAUUUCAAACUUAUUAUCGAUGUAUUAACGAGAAUUAGAGUGAAAGAAUCUGGAGUUAUAAAAUUACGUUCUGGCCUGACUUUAUUUUAAUAUUUUUGGAUUAUUAUAUUUACCAUACAUUGUAAUUAUAAUGUUAAGUUGGCUUUAUUUGUAAACCACCUACAAAAACACAUUUAAACCAAAACACAAAGCAUAGCAAUGAGACUAAAGUCAUAUUCAUGGCUUAUAUUCAAUGGAAUUGUGUUUUUUUUUAAUCAUCAUAAAAGUGCUUCAUGUUGUCAUUAUUUUCUGGGACAAUAAUAUAUGAAAUCCCUGAGUUCUGUGACAGCAACAUUUUUGAUGAUUUGCAUACAGUAUAUCAGUGAAUGGAAAAUCAAGCAAAAACAACAUCAUUCCUGUAAAAACACAUAUAGCCACGGACAAUUUUAACCUGUAAUGACGUCAUUAUACUUUUCAGUUUACUGUAUUCACUAUCGUUGGUUUUGACAUUGAUUUACGAAUCCAUGGUUUAAAGACGGAGGCUAACGUGCAAUCGGUAUUCAUGAAAUCCACUUGCGCACGUCAGUAGCGUACUCUCAACGUGCCUUUCGCUGUUUAUGGACGCGCCGAGCAAGUGAGAAAGUCGAGAACGCGCACCAUAGAUAUAUAAAGGGUUUACAUAUAUAUAUCUAUAUCUAUACUCUACACAACCCGGAAAUAAACACGGAAAUACACUUUUUUGGUGAGCAACUCAUAGAUGCAACUUAUUAUCAGGGACUUGAUUCAGCUGGGAGUGGUUUGCUCAAAGUUGAGCUUACAUUUCCUUGUUCCCUCGCUCUCAGAUUGAUGAGUUUGAUGAUGGGAGGAGCUCAGACUCUCUCAUCUUUCCAGGAAGCGAACACUCACACAGACAUUGUGACUGAGCAGUGACAUGGCGGGAGUUCAGCUGCAAAGAGAAAGCUUCUCUUGUUCGAUCUGUUUGGAUCUUCUGAAGGAUCCGGUGACUCUUAACUGUGGACACAGCUACUGUAUGAACUGUAUUAAGGACCACUGGGACUCAGAGGAGCAGAGGAGGAGCUACAGCUGCCCUCAGUGUAGAGAGGCCUUCACACUGAGGCCUUCACUGAAGAAAAACACCAUGUUAGCGGAUUUAGUGGAGGAGCUGAAGAAGACUGGACUGAAGGCUGCUCCUGCUGAUCACUGCUAUGCUGGAGCUGAAGAUGUGGCCUGUGACGUCUGCAGGAAGAGGAAACUAAAAGCUCUCAAGUCCUGUUUGGUUUGUUUGGUCUCUUACUGUGAGGAACAUCUCGAUUCUCAUUAUCAAUCACCUGCAUUUAAGAAACACAAGCUGGUGGAGCCCUACAAGAACCUCCAGGAGAACAUCUGCCCUCGUCAUGACAGGGUGAUGGACUUGUUCUGCCGCACUGAUCAGCAGUGCAUCUGUUAUCUCUGCUCUGUGGACGAACAUAAAGACCAUGACAAGGUCUCAGCUGCAGCAGAGAGGACGGACAAGCAGAGCGAGCUGGAGCUGAGUCUAGAUGAAGUCCAGCAGAGACUCCAGGACAGAGACAUGAAGGUGCUUCAACAGGAGGUGGAGGCUUUCAAUCUCACUUUCUCCGCUGAUAAAGCCGUGAAGGACACAGACGAGAUUUUCACUGAGACAAUGCUUCUCCUGCUGAGGAGCAGCUCUGACGUGAAGCAGCAGAUCAGAUCCAAGCUGGAAACUGAGGUGAGUCGAGUCAGAGACGCCGAGGAGAAGCUUCAGCAGGAGAUCACUGAGCUGAAGAAGAGAGAAGCUGAACAGAAGCUGCUCUCGCUCACACACGACCACAACCAGUUUCUCCUCAACUACCGCUCACUGUCAGCACUCAGUCCAUCGACACACUCGUCCACCAUCCAUGUCUUUCCUCUGAGACGCUUUGAGGACGUGGCGGCGGCUGUGGCAAAGUUCAGAGGUCAACUGCAGGACGUCCUGACCGAGAUGUGGACGGACAUCUCACUGGCUGUGGCUGAAGUAGAUGAUUUACUGGCAGAACCAGAACCAAAGACCAGAGCUGAAUUCAUCAGAUAUUCACAGGAAAUCACACUGGACCAAAACACAGCAAACAAAUAUCUGUUAUUAUCUGAGGGAAACAGAAAAGUCUCAUUAAUGAGGGAAAAACAAUCUUAUCCUCAUCACACAGACAGAUUCACUGAUGUGUGUCAGGUCCUGAGUAAAGAGAGUCUGAUCGGACGUUGUUACUGGGAGGUGGAGUGGAGAGGAACAGGAGUUGAUCUAGCAUUGGCGUACAAGAACACCAGAAGAUCAGGGAGAUCAGAUGAAUGUGGAUUUGGAUUCAAUGACAAAUCUUGGACUUUAGUUAGUAACCACAACGGUUGCGUUUUCCGUCACAACAGCAUCAGCGUUAAAGUCUCGGAUGGUUUGUCCUCCAGAGUGGGAGUUUACCUGGACUACAGAGCAGGUCUUCUGUCCUUCUACAGGGUCUCUGACACCAUGACUCUGCUCCACAGAGUCCAGACCACGUUCACUCAGCCUCUCUGUGCUGGAGUCUGGCUUUAUCCUUCACCUGGAGUCACAGCAGAGUUCUGUAAACUCAGAUAAGAGCAGUGAGUUCAACUAUUUGUGUAUCGAUGUGAUCAUGGUGAUAAACCAUGAGACUGAGACUGUGAAACCAAAUGAUUCAAAGAAAGAAAAACAUGAUCUAUCAUAAUAGUAAAAUUCAAGUUUAAUUAAUGAUAAGAAUAUUAAUAAUAAUGAAUGCAUCAUUCUUAUUUUGCCUUACCAUGUCUGAGUUUGAUCAAAUCCAAAGAACUGUGUAAAUGAAGAGGAUUGAUUUGUAAUUCAUGAGUGUGAACAGUUCUUAUUCAAAUGUGAAAUUAGUUUCUUGGGCAGAUGCUGUGGUUAUAAAGUGUGGGAAAAAAAAUCAAUAUAAAAUAACGAUCCAAACAGUGGGUAAAUAUCGUGAUUUUUAUUUGCUAAUAAAAUGGUUAGUAUUUGUUCAUACAUGUCAAAAGAAUCAUUAAAUACACUUUUGUGUCA